Odobenus rosmarus divergens (Pacific walrus) is the source of this 1775-nucleotide messenger RNA. It is a transcript of the gene BUD13, whose product is annotated as BUD13 homolog (S. cerevisiae). Gene Ontology annotation, cellular component: RES complex; U2-type spliceosomal complex. The record is from RefSeq and is a predicted model, not a curated record. The transcript is spliced from 11 exons. Gene Ontology annotation, molecular function: RNA binding. Bases 1 to 1473 code for a protein of 490 amino acids. Gene Ontology annotation, biological process: mRNA splicing, via spliceosome. Lineage: Eukaryota; Metazoa; Chordata; Mammalia; Carnivora; Odobenidae.
AUGGCGGCAGCUCCGCCGCUCUCCAAGGCCGAGUAUCUGAAGCGUUACUUGUCUGGGGCAGGUGCCGGCGUCGACGGGGGCUCUGACUCCGGUCGCAAGCGUCGCAGAAAGCGGCCGAAGGCCGGCGGGGUCGGCGGGAAGGGAAUGCGGAUUGUGGAUGAUGAUGUGAGCUGGACAUCUAUUUCCACCACUAAACCGGAAAAGGAGGAAGAAGAUGAUGAUGGAGAUUUGCCUGUGGUGGCUGAGUUUGUGGAUGAGCGGCCGGAAGAGGUAAAGCAGAUGGAAGCCUUUCGUUCCAGUGCCAAAUGGAAGCUUCUGGGAGGCCACAGUGAAGAUCUGCCCUCACACAGACACUUCCGUCAUGACUCCCCGGAUUCAUCUCCCCCCAGGAGGGUCCGACACGACACCCCAGAUUCAUCGCCCCCCAGGAGGGUCCGUCACGACACCCCGGAUUCAUCUCCCCCCAGGAGGGUCCGUCACGACACCCCGGAUUCAUCUCCUCCGAGGAGGGUCCGUCACGACACCCCGGAUUCAUCUCCCCCCAGGAGGGUCCGUCACGACACCCCGGAUUCCUUUCCCCCCAGGAGGGUCCGUCAUGACACCCCGGAUUCAUCUCCUCCCAGGAGGCCUCAUCGUCACUCUUCAAGUGUUGACAGUCGGAAAGCCUCAGAUUCAGAUCUUUCUCCUCCUCGACAUAAGCAAAGUUCAGGGCACAAGGAUUCUGAUUCAGAUCUGUCACCUCCCCGAAGUAGACGUACACAUCGGACCUCUGAUUCUGACCUGUCUCCACCGCGGAGGAAACAGAGGGUCAAAUCUUCUGAUUCUGAUCUGUCUCCACCUCGAAGGAGUCAGCCUUUAGGAAAGAAGGCUGCACACAUGUAUUCUGGGGCUAAAACUGGGUUGGUGUUAACUGACAUACAGCGAGAACAGCAGGAGCUCAAGAAACGGGACCAAGAAGCCCUGGCGUUUGAAGCUGAAUUCCAGUAUGCUGAAACCGUAUUUCGAGAUAAAUCUGGUCGUAAGAGGAAUUUGAAACUGGAACGUUUAGAGCAAAGGAGAAAAGCAGAGAAGGACUUGGAGAGAGAUGAGCUGUACGCUCAGUGGGGCAAAGGGCUAGCCCAGAGCCGGCAGCAGCAACAAAAUGUGGAGGAUGCAGUGAAGGAAAUGCAGAAGCCUCUGGCCCGCUAUAUUGAUGACGAAGAUCUGGAUCGGAUGCUGAGAGAACAGGAACGAGAGGGGGACCCCAUGGCCAACUUUAUCAAGAAGAAUAAAGCCAAGGAGAACAAGAAUAAGAAAGAGAGACCUCGCUACAGUGGUCCUGCACCUCCUCCCAACAGAUUCAAUAUCUGGCCUGGAUAUCGCUGGGAUGGAGUGGACAGAUCCAAUGGAUUUGAGCAGAAGCGCUUUGCCAGGCUUGCCAGCAAGAAGGCGGUGGAGGAACUUGCCUACAAGUGGAGUGUUGAGGAUAUGUAACUUUUCUGAGGCUGUGGGGUGGCUGUGGGUUGUGGUAGUGGACAUAGGGCAGCCAGACAUCCAGCUGUAACAGUUGUCUGCUAAUAAUCAGGGUCCACACAGACCAGCAACUUGAAUGCCAGUUUUGACUACGGAAGAAUAUUUUGAGACCUGAUGUUUGGACUGAGGCACCUGGACUUCUUAGGUGUGCCAACACUGGCUAUUGCUGGCCGUCAGAGGAGGCGUUGAUUUUUCAGUGUCCCAGGGUUUGUUCUUGGUUAGGGUUUUUCUUUUUUAAUAAACAUGCAUUUAUUUUUUCAAAA